AUGUCGACAUUUACACAAAGCCUACGGCAGCUGCGAUGCCAAGGCAAGGCUUUCCGAGCACCAUGGCCUCAGUCAGCCUGGCAACGUCCCUCUUUUCCCCUCGCCAUCCGAAGCAUCGCUACCGAGACAUCAACGCCAAUUGUUGAGCCUAAACCCGACGACUUCGCCGUAACGACAGACCCCAGCUCCAAAUUCACGAUACCGUUCCAGGGAGUUGAACAUGCUCGUGCCGUUCCACUUUCGGCCUCGUACUUCUCACGAGAGCCUCAAUUCAACGAGAUGUAUCUCCGUAUCGCUCGCCUACUCACCAAAUAUCACACACUACCAACACUACCACCAAGUCAUGCUCCUCCAACAGCUUGGGUUAAGCUCCAGGAAAUGCGAUCAAAGCUCGGUGAGCCGAUCAAGGCUUCCCACUACGCCAAGGUAAUCCGGGUCGCCAAGCGUCUGAACCAAAUUGAGCCCUCGCUUUUCCCUGCGGAAGUUCGAGCUGCCCUCGAGGAGUUUAAGCGUGAUAUCAACCCAUUCAUGAACGUCCCCCACGAGAUAACAAUCGACAAGUAUGGUCGAGCUGUUGGUGUUGGCAAGCGAAAGGAAUCUACUGCUCGUGCUUGGGUUGUAGAGGGUACAGGAGAGGUCUUGAUCAAUGGCAAGACUUUAAGCCAGGCUUUUGGUCGUGUUCAUGAUCGUGAAAGCGCAGUUUGGGCUCUUCAAGCCACUGAGCGAUUAGACAAGUAUAACGUCUGGGCAUUGGUGGAGGGCGGUGGAACAACCGGUCAGGCCGAAGCACUUACGUUGGCGGUUGCCAAAGCUCUGAUCGUUCAUGAGCCAGCACUCAAGACUGCUCUUCGAAAAGCUGGCUGUAUCACAAGAGACCCGAGGACUGUGGAGAGAAAGAAGCACGGCCAUGUCAAGGCACGCAAGAUGCCUGCCUGGGUCAAGCGAUAA
Fusarium coffeatum is the source of this 948-nucleotide messenger RNA. RefSeq lists its product as uncharacterized. Bases 1 to 948 code for a protein of 315 amino acids. Gene Ontology annotation, cellular component: mitochondrial small ribosomal subunit; ribosome. Lineage: Eukaryota; Fungi; Ascomycota; Sordariomycetes; Hypocreales; Nectriaceae. Gene Ontology annotation, molecular function: RNA binding; structural constituent of ribosome. The transcript is spliced from 2 exons. Gene Ontology annotation, biological process: translation. The record is from RefSeq and is a predicted model, not a curated record.